AUGGAACCCAAUGAGAUGCCUGCUGACCACCACUGCCCCUCCGACUCAACCCCAGUGGCUGAGACCAGACCCCCUCAGGGCAUGGAGCUUAUCCCCAGGAGAGCCAUCAGUCGCUCUCCAACUUGCGCUCGCUGCCGCAACCAUGGUGUCACUGCUCACCUCAAAGGCCACAAGCGCCUCUGCCUCUUUCAGGCUUGCGAGUGUCACAAAUGCGUCCUCAUCCUGGAGCGCCGGAGGGUCAUGGCUGCCCAGGUGGCCUUGCGGAGACAGCAGGAGGCCCAGCUAAAGAGGCACUUGGCCCAGGGACUGAUGAGGAGAGGGGCGGCCCCUCCCAAAGCUCCAAGCCGUGUUAAGAAGGGAGCCAGUCAACCAGGUGAGUGUCUGCCCUCUGGAAAGGAGAACAUAGCACCCCAGUCUUUGACCCCUCAUGGGACAGUCCCACUGGCGCUGACACCCCCUGGGAAGAACUCCCGGGGUCCUCUGCUACUCAGCCGCCCCCCAGAAGCCUUGCCUUUGCCCUGGACUCCAGUGCCUCCAGGCCCUUGGGCCCCUGGACACUGGCUAUCUCCAGGCUUUUCCAUGCCACCUCCAGUGGUAUGUCGCUUGCUAUGCCAAGAACCUGCUGUCCCUCUGCAUCCUUUCCCUGGCUUUGACCCUGGCACCUCCCUCCGGCUGCCUACUCAUGGGCCCCUCACCACUUGCCCUGGAUCUCGCCCUGUAUUGACAGCUCCUCUUUCUGGAGAGCCUCAGGGGCCCUCUAGCCUACCCCACACAUGCUCAACUCUGAUACUCCAGUCCUGUGGCACCUCAGACCCUCUUCUGCUACAGCCACAGGCCCCUGGAGCCUCUCGUCUGACCUGGACAUCUGCCCCCUCAGAAAGGCAGCUGCAGCAGGAAGCAGCUGAGGCCCUUGUGGGCCUGAAAGAUUCAUCCCAGGCUCCCCGCCUGACCCCUUCUGUACCCCCCAACCCUGCCUGGAUUUCCCUGCUUCACCCUUGUGGCCCACCAGCUCCUGCUGGAGGAAGAGGAUUCCAGCCUGUUGGCCCCUCUCUCCGACCCAGCCCAGCCCCUGCUGUUGCUCUGCAUAUUGGGCGUCUGGGGUCCAUCUCUCUCCUGAGCUAG
Molecule: messenger RNA, 1122 nt
Organism: Otolemur garnettii (small-eared galago)
Lineage: Eukaryota; Metazoa; Chordata; Mammalia; Primates; Galagidae
Gene: DMRTC2
Product: DMRT like family C2
Exons: 8
Coding region: 1-1122 (373 amino acids)
Biological process (GO): regulation of DNA-templated transcription
Cellular component (GO): nucleus
Molecular function (GO): sequence-specific DNA binding
Source: RefSeq, a predicted model, not a curated record